Messenger RNA from Acanthaster planci (crown-of-thorns starfish), 3556 nucleotides. RefSeq lists its product as uncharacterized. Lineage: Eukaryota; Metazoa; Echinodermata; Asteroidea; Valvatida; Acanthasteridae. The record is from RefSeq and is a predicted model, not a curated record.
CCAAAACAUUACCAUUUUGCAUACACAUACAGGUACCUUAGAGUGCAUCCUCAAUGUUUUUUGGAGAGCAUUUUUUUUGGACUUUGUUCUUUCCGUGGUGUACAUGUACAUAUCAGAGAAUUCUAUGUAGUUUUAUUUGCUAAUUCAGUCUUUGGACAUAGGCUUUGUUUGUCCGCUGUUUGUUUCUUUAAAUCUUUUCGCAUUGGUGCAUAUGCAUACAUGUACCUGUGUAUACGUGUACAUGCACAUACUUUGUUAUGGUUCAUUUGAAAUGCAUGGAAUUGUUCUGUCAAUCAUACGGGAAACCUCAAUAAUUAUUAGCAUUUACUUGAGCAAGCACACAGAUGCACACCCACACUCACUCAUUCAGCAGCUGUGCAUGUGAUACUGCUGCGUGCAUUCACUCCAUUGGUUGUGGGGGGAGGACUGCCAGCCUCCUGUGCAACGUGUCCUUAUUAUGAUGAUUUAAUCGUCACCCAGGGACCGAGUGAGCCUACACACAGCCGGCCAUACACAGUGGUGGUGAUGCAAUGCCAUUUGGGGGAAUCACCUCUCUCUCACUGCCUAAGGCCAAUCACACUGGGCCUUUCAGUCAAGGUGGAGCCAGCCCACAGCUCAUUGCCAGCUUUAUUAGAGUCAAAGCACUGUUAUUCGGCUGGAGAGGCAAGAUUUCCAACAUCUCUCUAACCAAGGCAUUAGGAAUCCAUGGUACUAGUAUAGUACAUCUACAUGUAUAUUUGUACACGUGGCAAUUCUAACAUCAGAUUCUAAACUUAGUUUGUGAUUUCCUGUGCUUGUCCUGAGUAAGAGUGCAUGCUUUCAGUUUUGGUUUGCUGAGGUAUUCGCCCAAGAAGCAUCACUUGCAUAAGGUGAGGCGUGUUGUAAAUCACCAGAAGACAAUCCCAAAGAAGCCACCUAUGUUGUCCUUGUCCAAGGCAGUCAGCCGUUUCCCAGGCACCAUCUACACCAAGGACGUGAAGCCCAAGUUGACCAACUUGCAUCUCAAGCAUGGCUGGACCUCCGAAUCGGAGCCGUCGUCAUCCUCAGAGAGUGAAUCAGACCUCCCCAACCCACGCUCAUUUCUCUUUACUCGGCAGCGGGUCCGAGCGGCUUCGCCAAUCUUGGUGGAGUUGUAUCCGCCUGCCCCAGCCAAGGGAUGCAAGCGGGAGGUAGACCCCAGUAGUCCCACGAGUCCACCAAAGAAGAAUAAAGUGGUCCAACGUGGAGUCAGUCCUUUAGCCGAGUCAAACGAUAGAACUAAGGGGCAAAGGAAAGUAAGCAACAUCUCUACAUUGCCAGAAAAACCAGUGUUGAAAAAUCUCAGCAAGCCACUCCUGACGUUGUCCGAUUUUUCAGACAGUGAGGAUGAGUUUGAACCCUGCGGCAAGCGUUUCGUACACACACCUUCAAAGCAGAGUUGGCUGACUGGAACGUCACCUCAUAAGACUGCAAACUUAGGCCUGCCACAACGCUGUAGAAAAGAAGACAGACCAAUGGGCCCUCCUGUUCACAUCACUGUUCCAGAUAUAAAAAAGGGUGAUAAAAGUGAAUCAUCGGUCACUGGGAGUGGGAAGAACAAGUCUUUGGGGUCCAGAACUGAUUCAAAAGUCAUUUUAGAUUUCUGUCGGCGACAGCGAGACAUUAUUGAAGCAGUUGUUGAAGAGAGCUUCAUUGAUGAUGCCAUCAUCUUCAUCCGCGACUUUGCCACACUACACCGCGGAGCGCCAGAGGAGUACAUGAUGUAUCUUCUGAAAGAUGUUUUGCUUGCAGAUGGAAUGGAAGACUGCACUGUCCUGAAUGGAUACGAAGCCUUAGUGCACAUACGCGGUCUGCAUCCCACUGCUGCCACCAGUCUGACUGUAGACUGGGAUCUCCUGACAACCAUCGUCAAGAAGCUCAAUCUGGGGACAAGGUCGGAGGGCACUCAGACCCCACGCCUGGCCCACGUGCUUGCCUUGCAGUUUGUCGUCAUCGUCCUGACAGAGGAUUUCCAGGCAGCAAGGGCGAGGAGGAAGUCCUGUGCCCAAGGUUUGCUGUCGGCAGACAUGUGUCUUGCCCACGUGCGUACCGUGAUACAGUGGCUGUGCCAGACUGUUACCAAUAAGCUCGCACCGUGCCCCACCGUGCCCGAACCCCAGCAGGAAGCCCCACACGAGGACCGGAAUGUCUGGCAGUUUCUGCGGCAGAUCACCAAAGACUCCAACUCCAAGCCGGACAGAGCCACACAGAUAGCCACACGGACCAUGUGGUCAGAGGGCUACCUCACUGUCCUGCAUCUCUUCCAAAAACUCGUUUUUCUCAGCUAUGCUGUGGGGAAGAGUAAUAGUGCUCUCAAAAUUGCCGAAGAGUUUCUCUACCCAUAUCUCUACAUUCCAAGCCUGGACCUCAGGAAAAUAUGCCUCCAAACACUGACCUGUGACCCUGUCAGGUCAAAGCUUAUAGAACUCUUGCUAGAGAACCUCUGUGAGCAGAAGUCCAUGGAACAGCAAGGUGUGCUGUCCAUCCACAAGAUGGUGACCUGUCACUUCAGAUCGGGCCCCAUGAGAAUCAGUGAGUUCGUGCUGGCGGAGCGUGACGUGCAUGUGGGCGACAGGAGGAAGGGUUGGUCCCCUAGCAAUGGGAUGCAGGAGCGGCGGAUGGACGAAUGCGAGGAGCUGGCCAUGCUGCUGUUCUGUCUUCUGCAGAGCUAUAUCCGGAACAAGACAGCCCAGUCACUACAGACAGGGAGCAAAGGUGUCCAGUCAUCUCAGUGCUGCGACAAGUCCUCACGGAGGUCCGGGCUGUACCACCCUGCGGCUGAGGCUGGGCUGAGCAUGGAGGACAGGGAGUGCCUCCUGCAGAUGGGCGACCACGUAGAGGUGCUGGAGGCCUGUCUGAGGGACCACUGUGAUCGGCUGACACCUAGGACCAGGCUGUACCUAGCGCAGAUUGAGAGCAUGAGGGAACUGGCUUGAUGACGAGGGACGGUAGGGGCCAGAUUCUACUCACACACGCAUGUACCUCAGAUUUAAGAAGGCAACAACGUACCUCAGAAUACCGGGAGAUAUGUGUAUGGGGCUUCAAGAUUUAUGGCCACGUUUAUCGUCUCAUCCAAAAUGUGUGCCAUUCAGCUGUCCAUGCUGGUAAAGAGUCAUUACGCCUUGAUUAAAACGACUGCUUAGUUUUCACGACAGUAGUGUACAUGUAAAUGAUGAAAGCUGGACUGACAGUUCUGGCAACCUUGUUUGGUUUGUUGGGCAGUGUGCGCAUACCUGUAUGUGCCAAGUGAGUAGCGUGGUCUUUCAGACAUGUUUUUUUUUGCCUGCAGAGACACCAGCAUGUUUCACCACAAUGCUGCAUCCUUGAUGUACAUGGAAUACCUGCAUGGGUCCUUUGUUUUCAUGGACCCAAAGUAAAAGGGGAUGGGGACAUCGCAUGUCACUCCUACUGUGAAUGCGAUCUGUAUUCCAACCUGAAUGUGAAUCUCAUUCCAUUGAAUGUUGAGAUUUGAAGCUUUUCGUGGUGGAGGUAGCAAGUAAACAAGAUAGGUUUGUGGUAGCACCACGGGUAUACCUCU